Molecule: messenger RNA, 2678 nt
Organism: Pezoporus occidentalis (night parrot)
Lineage: Eukaryota; Metazoa; Chordata; Aves; Psittaciformes; Psittacidae
Product: scavenger receptor cysteine-rich domain-containing group B protein-like
Exons: 7
Coding region: 1-2172 (723 amino acids)
Biological process (GO): zymogen activation
Cellular component (GO): plasma membrane
Molecular function (GO): serine-type endopeptidase activity
Source: RefSeq, a predicted model, not a curated record
AUGGGUUCAGAACCCCCAAAACGAGCUCGGAUCACCCCGAAACGGGCUCGGAAUCCCCCAAAACAGGUCCGGAUCCCCCCAAAACGGGUUUGGAACCUCCAAAACGGGUCUGGAUCCCCCCAAAAUGGGCCCGGAUCCCACCAAAACGGGUCCAGAUCCCCCAAAACGGGUCCGGAUUCCCCUGAAACGGGCUCGGAUUCCCCCAAAAUGGGCUCAGAUCCCCUGAAAAUGGGCUCGGAUCCCCUAAAACGGGUUCGGAACCCCCCAAACGGACUCGGAUCUCCCCAAAACGAACUUGGAGGCCCCAAAAUGGGCUCGAAACCCCCAAAACGGGUCCGGAUCCCCCCAAAAUGGGCUCAGAACCCCCCAGUAUGGGUUCGGAUCCCCCCAAAACGGGUUCGGAUCCUCCCAAAACGAGUCCCGAUCCCCCCCCAAACGGGCUCGGAUCCCCCCAGAUGGGUUUGGAUCCCCCCAAACCGGGCUCAGAACCCCCCAAAACGGGUUCGGAUUCCCCCAAAACUGGUCCGGAUUCCCCUGAAACGGGCUCGCAUCCCCCAAAAUGGCCUUGGAUCCCCCAAAACGGGUUUGGAUCCCCCCAAAAUGGAUUCGGAUUCCCCCAAAACAGGCUCGGAUCCCCCCCAAACGGGUCUAGAUCCCCCCAAAAUGGCUCCGGCUGCUCCCCAACGGGCGCCCGUGCGCUUGGCUCAGGGUCCCCACGGCUGCGCCGGCCGGGUCGAGGUCUUCCACGAGGGCCAAUGGGGGACGGUGUGCGGCGAGCGCUGGGAUCUCCGGGCCGCGGCCGUGGUGUGCCGGGAGCUGGGAUGCGGCCCCGCGAGCGCCGCCUCCGGAGCCGGCCGCUUCGGGAUGCGAUCGGGACCAGUGCGGUUGGAAGGGGUCAACUGCAGCGGGAUGGAGGCGGCGCUGGCAUCCUGCGGGAGCGAGGGCUGGGGGAAGAGCGGAUGCGGCGAGGAUGCCGCGGUGGUGUGCGCAGACACCUCCAACCACCCCAUUCCCACCCGCACCAGCCCCAUAGAGCUCCGCCUGGUCAACGGCUCCGACCGCUGCUCGGGGAGGCUGGAAGUGCGGCAGGAUUCCCAAUGGGAAACCGUUUGUGAUGGAACCUGGAGCAUCCCCGAGGCCACCGUGGUGUGCCGGGAGCUGGGCUGUGGGGCCGUGGCCUCAGCCUAUGGGGGAGCUCACUUCGGCCAAGGCUCCGGUCCCAUCUGGCUCCACCGCAUCCAAUGCAACGGGAGCGAAGCCGCCCUGGCCCAGUGCUUGGCCCAACCCUGGGGUACCAACGACUGCCACCACGGACGCGAUGCUGGGGUCAUCUGUGCAGACGCCGACUCUUCCAAGCAGCAACCUCUGCGUUUGGUGAACGGCUCCAACCCAUGCGUGGGCCGAGUCGAGGUCUUCCACGACAAGAAGUGGGGCACGGUGUGCGACGACGCCUGGGACCUGCGCGACGCCGCCGUGGUCUGCCGGCAGCUGGGCUGCGGCGUGGCCGUGGCCGCCCCGGGCUCGGCUCACUUCGGCCCCGGCGCUGAUCGCAUCUGGCUCGACGACGUCCACUGCGCUGGCACCGAGGCCGCGCUGAGCCAAUGCGAGCUCCACGCCUGGGGGGAGCACAACUGCAGGCACAGCGAGGACGCCGCCGUGGUCUGCUCAGGCCCCAACCCCUUGCAGCUGCGGGUGCAGGACGGCGCCGGGCCCUGCGCGGGGCGGCUGGAGGUGCUCUACAACGGGACCUGGCUCGGGGUGUGCGGCACCGGCUGGAGCCUGCUGGAGGCCGCCGUGGCCUGCAGGCAGCUGGGCUGCGGGGCGGCGCAGGCAGCACCCAUGGGUGGCCCUCUGGACCGGGAACACCACCGGGUGCUGCUGGAGGGGCUGAGCUGCCGCGGCACCGAGAUGCUGCUCCCCGAGUGCCUGCAGAGGCACGCGGGACCGGGCCCGUGCCCAAUGGGCUCGGUGGCCUCCGUGGUGUGCGCCGAGCAGGAAGGAGGGGUCGAUCCCUGCCCGGUGCUGGCCGGACUCCUUGGCAUGGGGAUGCUGCUCUGCGGGACCCUCUUGAUCCUCUACCUCUGGGCGAGGUGUGGGCGAUGGGGUGGACGCUUCAGGGACAAACCCCUCCUAAAGAGGAUGCAGGACACCGGGACGGCAUCCGAGGCGUAGGAAGGCAAGGCUCCAUCAAGACCCCCGGGGGACCCCAUCCGGUGGAGCCAGCAGAGCAGGGGCUGCCACGCUCAGCAGAGGGGAUGGAUCCCUCUGCCCCAUAGCCCCGUAGCCCCAUAGCUCACUGCUUGGAGUCCCUGUGGGUCCCAGUUCCUCUGGGCAGCGCCAAGUCCCCCGGUCUCCAAAGUCUUCCCACGUUUACCCCCACCUGUCCUUUGGGAAGGCUCCAGAAUCCUAAUCCCAUCUGCACAGCCUCCUCAUUCCCAUCCCUAUAACCAAUAUAAUCCCUAUUUGCAUCCCUAUAACCACUAUAAUCCUUAUUCCCAUCCCUAUAACCACUAUAAUCCCUAUUUCCAUCCCUAUAACCGAUAUAAUCCCUAUUCCCAUCCUUAUAACAUCUAUAACCCUCCUUCCCAUCCCUAUAACCACUAUAAUCCUUAUUCCCAUCCCUAUAACCACUAUAAUCCCUAUUUCCAUCCCUAUAACCGAUAUAAUCCCUAUUCCCA